AUGAGAGACUUUCUCACUCACAAAAGGAAAAAUGAAACACUGCAAUUAGUUAAUUUAAGUGAAGAAUGGUCUGCCGUGCUACUCAACAAACUCCCACAAAAGAAAAUCGACCCCGGAAGCUUCACCAUCCCUUAUUCCAUUGGGGGAACACCUAUACACAAUGCGCUAGCCGACCUUGGGGCUAUCAUCAAUCUCAUGCCCGCUUCAAUGUUUGACCGACUCGGACUAGGUAAGACAAGCCCCACAAAGAUGAGCAUACAACUCGCCGAUAUGUCUAUCAACUACCCACAAGGUGUCGCCGAAAAUCUGUUGGUAAAAGUCAGAGACUUUGUCUUCCCGGUCGAUUUUGUCAUACUCGAUAUGGGGGAAGACACCAAAGUACCACUAUUUCUAGGAAGACCAUUCCUUGCUACCGCUCAUGCGUUGGUAGAUAUGAGUGAUGGGAAGUUAACAUUAAGGGUCAGAGAUGAAGAAACGACCCGGUCAACUACAUGGAUGUCAUAG
This is a messenger RNA of Helianthus annuus (common sunflower), 504 nucleotides long. RefSeq lists its product as uncharacterized. The transcript has a single exon. Bases 1 to 504 code for a protein of 167 amino acids. The record is from RefSeq and is a predicted model, not a curated record. NCBI's taxonomy places the organism in Eukaryota, Viridiplantae, Streptophyta, Magnoliopsida, Asterales, Asteraceae.